AUGCAACGGAUUCUCCACAUUCCGAUGUGCCCGGAAUUCACUCUUCACAUAGCCAUCUCCCAGGAUCCGCAUUUCCGGGUCGAGUUUCUUCCGGUGCACGCGGAGGAUGCGUCGGUAGAGCGGAAGCGGAGGCAGAAGGGCCAGAGCAUCGGAGAGGCUGGAUUUGGAUCCGAAGGUGGAGGGCGUAGCGAGCCGGGCGGCCGUGGGGAGGAAAGAAGGAGAAUGCUCCCCACCCCCUCAACCUCCCACGUCUCUUUCGACACCAUCUACGAACCCUCCGAAGACUCCUACCUCUUUCUCGAUACCCUCUCCUCCGCCAGCGAAUCCGCCUGGCUCACAACCCACUUCCACCCCUCCACCACCCCCACCCCCUCCCCCUCCCCUCUAAUCCUCGAAGUCGGUACCGGCUCCGGCGUCGUCCUCGCCUUCGUGACCGCCAACUCCCAGCACAUUCUCGGCCGCACCGAUGUCCUCGCCCUCGGCACAGACGUGAAUCGCAAUGCCUGCGCUGCAACCAGACAAACCGUCUUGAAAGCCAUUGAAGAGCAACAACAACAACAACAACAACAACAACAACAACAACAACAACAACAACAACAACCCUCACCAUCCAAUGGCAUAAAAUCCACAAUAACAAGCACCCUCCUCACGGACCUCGCCACCCCAAUCCGCCCCCACACAAUCGACAUCCUCCUCUUCAACCCACCCUACGUCCCUACCCCCGAACUACCAUCUCUCCCUGUUACCACAAACCACGACACAGCAACGUUAUCGCGCAGCGAGAAAUUCGAACAAGAAUCCUACUAUCUCUCGUUGACGUACGCGGGCGGAAAGGAUGGGAUGGAGACCACGGACCGCUUGUUGGAGGAUAUUCCCCGGGUGUUGAGUCCCCGGGGCGUGGCGUAUGUGUUGCUUUGUGCGCAGAAUCGGCCCAGGGAGGUGGUGGAGAGGAUUGGAAAUUGGGAGUUUGAUGAUGCGAAUGGGGAGGGAAGGGAGGGGAGGUGGUGUGCGGAGUUGGUUGGGAGUAGUGGGGUGCAGGCGGGGUGGGAGAAGUUGGUUAUUGUGAGGGUUUGGAGGGAGUACAUCUAA
This is a messenger RNA of Aspergillus ibericus CBS 121593, 1089 nucleotides long. Its product is annotated as S-adenosylmethionine-dependent methyltransferase. The record is from RefSeq and is a predicted model, not a curated record. The coding region runs from base 1 to 1089 and encodes 362 amino acids. NCBI's taxonomy places the organism in Eukaryota, Fungi, Ascomycota, Eurotiomycetes, Eurotiales, Aspergillaceae. Gene Ontology annotation, molecular function: S-adenosylmethionine-dependent methyltransferase activity; nucleic acid binding; protein methyltransferase activity. Gene Ontology annotation, biological process: methylation. The transcript is spliced from 2 exons. Gene Ontology annotation, cellular component: eRF1 methyltransferase complex.